AUGGAGGGCCUGGACUUACUGAACGUCACGGUGCGGUCAUUGGUGGGAAACGCCUCCGUGGGCCAGGGCGCGCUGGACAUCCCUCCAGAAACCUCGCGGACUGCCAACAUCUCCGAGCUUGAGGCCUACACACACUUCCUGAUCUACACCAAGUCGUCGCUGGUGGAGCAGUCCACUCCCGAGAUGCAUCAGAUCUUCGAUGCAAAGGCGAACGUGCAGAAUGCCACUCUGGUGGACGAGGAUUUGGAUUUGGAGGAAAUUGGAGGCCGCAUCUCCUGGCUUCCGCCGCCGGACGCCAGCCGCGUGUGGCUCUACCGUGCCUUUUUGGCGGAGGACGAGCUCGGCGCAGGGCGCUCGCAGGGACAGGAUGUCAUGGCUCCAUCUCUGGAGGCGAAUCUCUCUGCGGAGUUGCCACUCGAGGACUUUACGCACCUGGUGGUGUACACGGCCUCGCGGCUGGUGGAGCAAACCACACCCACAGCCUCGGAGCUGUCGGAUACAGUGCGUGUGGUUCCCCGGAUCAGCUUCGAUGACUAUGACCUGGACCUCACGGAGGUUGGCGGCACCGUGCAGUGGGAGGCGCCGUCCCCUGACAGCUUCGUUGUGAGCUACCGCAUCGUCUUGGCGCUGCGAAACGACAGCUUGGGCAACGAAAGCAUCCUCGCCUUGCUUGAGAACGAGACCCGGAGCUCCGGGCGCUGGCAGGCGCUGGCCACCUUGGCGACCCAAGGCGCCGAAGCUCCGAGCCUGGCGUUGAAGGAGCUGCCGCUGCAGGGCGCGACGCAUCUGCUGGUCUUUGCUGCCUCCAGCCUGGCAGAACAGCAGACACCCCGGGCGCUAGAGAUCAUCGACACAGAAGCCCGGGCAUCAGGCCUCUUCUUUUCAGACCUGGACCUGGACCUGGAGGAGUUGGCUGGAGAGAUUACUUGGCUGGAGCCGUUGGACAUGGACUUUGUGGAGCAAUAUGUUGUCUACCUGGCCAGCAGUGCUUCUGGCCUGGACCGCUGGUUGCUGGGCAGUGGUGCUGCCACCAACCUCCUGGUGCCACCCGAGACGAGCUCGGGCGGUCGGAGUUUCGUGCUGGUCUACACGCAGUCUGUCCUGGCGGAACAGACGACCCCGGCGGCUCUCGCCAUCUCAGAUUUGAUAGCCAUGGCGUCCAACUUGUCCUUUGAUGACUACGACCUGGACGCCACGGAUCUUGGAGGCAAUCUCACCUGGGCACUUGCGGAGGACGAGGCCUUUGUGACACACUACGUGGUGUACUUUGGCCAGAGCUGCAACGGAUCAGCCAACGUCACUGAGACGUGGGCCGCACUUCUGAGCGGCUCCCUGGUCUUCACUGUCCAGGCCACCAGCGCACAGGUGGAGGCAGCUGUUGCAGCAGCUCUUGCGGAGCAGUUCGGCGCUUCGCCUGGGGACGUGACCAUCUCGCUGAGCUCGGCCAGCGCUCGGCGGCUGCAGGGAGAGGCGCGGCGCUUGGCUUCAAGCACGUGGCUGGUCACCUAUCAGGUGCUGGUGCCCUCAAUGGCCACGGCACGUGCCGCGCAGCAGAGCAGCGGCACCGCCUUGGUGGCGAAGUUGAGCGUGCAGCUGCAGGCGCAAGGCGUGUCCGGCGAUGUGGCCGCCACCUUGGUGCUGGUGGAGUUUGGAUCCAUCUCCCUCAGCUCCGUGGCGGUGAACUCUUUGCCCGAGCUGCUGCCUUGGACGGGGCUCUUCAACGGCAGCGCCGUGUCCUUCCGGCGCCCCGCCGCAAAAGCGACACGACACGACCGGUGCAACUAA
This is a messenger RNA of Effrenium voratum, 1785 nucleotides long. The record is from the annotation of a GenBank genome assembly. Lineage: Eukaryota; Dinophyceae; Suessiales; Symbiodiniaceae.